Messenger RNA from Saccostrea cuccullata (small rock oyster), 2890 nucleotides. Its product is annotated as neuropeptide Y receptor type 5-like. Lineage: Eukaryota; Metazoa; Mollusca; Bivalvia; Ostreida; Ostreidae. Gene Ontology annotation, biological process: G protein-coupled receptor signaling pathway. Gene Ontology annotation, molecular function: neuropeptide binding; neuropeptide Y receptor activity. The transcript is spliced from 2 exons. Gene Ontology annotation, cellular component: neuron projection; plasma membrane. The record is from RefSeq and is a predicted model, not a curated record. Bases 672 to 1808 code for a protein of 378 amino acids.
CUGAUAGAUGAACAGCUGAGAAAAGCUUAUUUGAUUUAAUGGCUCAGGUGAGCCAAUAAAUGCAAAAAUAAAUGAUUUGUCACUCGUAAAUCAUGAACACAGAACAGGCAAUAGAGAUGGCAGGGUGAAGUAAUUAUCUUUGUACCUAUACAACUGUCAGCUUCUGUAACUCUUCAUCAAUAAGUGACCAAUCAAAUCCUACGGUCUGCUUCCUUUGUAAUGAUUGACGGCUGCUCAGCUUAACGUUAGAGGUUUCCCAAUAACUGCAGUCAUUCAAUAUUCCAAUAAAAUGCAUUGCUUAAGGUUUGGCUUGUGAAACCUAUCUAUAAUGUUGCUGGGGAUAAUAUAUGUCUACAUAGAUACACGUGUUUCACUUAAUCAUCAAACCAACUCUUCACUGGACCUUACUAGCAAUCUGGAAAUUUGAAACAAGCAACUACCAACGAUAUAUCAAAGGGAAUUGUAGAAAGAAAAGGAAAUUUACAGAUGCAUCCUUUCAAUAAUUCACAUCUUACCAUCACAUGAGCUUUCAAAGUCUUGCAGCACACAAUUUCAGAAAAAGUAUGCACAUUUAUCAUAUUUGAUUAGAAGAGGAAACCACAGCUAUAUAUAGAAAUAUAGUCGAAUUUCAACACCUGGCAUCCACCUGAUCAACAUAAAGCUAAUAAAAAAUGACAGAUGAUUGGAUAAUUCCAAAUUCCACCAUGGAUUACUCUUACUAUUAUUUUGGAAAUGAAUCCUGGAACUCUUCGCAUUGGCCUAUGGAUGCCCACUUUGAGAUCUCGGACUUCGAGAGUCCUAAUCUACUGCGUAAUAGUGGCUGGAGGAUUUUUAUGAUCAUUCUAUUCGGAGCUGUCAUCUUCUUGGGUUUUAUUGAGAAUUUAAUGGUGAUUAUAGUUAUCAUUAUUAACAAGCGACUUCACACUGUGACAAAUAUAUUCAUAUCUACAUUGGCUUUCUCGGACAUAAUGCUCUGUGCGUUUAAUUUGCCAUUCCAGCUGCAUUAUGGUUUGACAGAUUACUGGUCAUUUGGUCCAGUUUUGUGCCAAAUUAUUAUUCCGAUGUUCGCUGUUCCAGUUUUCAUGUCAACAUUGGCAAUGCUCAUGAUUGCUGUAGAAAGAUACAUUCUAAUUGUGUUUCCAUUUCGCAAGCGACUGACCAUACAAAUGGCUUUAAUUAUUGUGUUUUUUAUAAUAAUUUUCUCUGUGGUGUGCUCAAUUCCAAUAAUUCUACACACAGAGCAAAGUCAAGAAGUGAUUGAUCUCCGACCCUUUAUUCAAGACAUUAUUGAAAAGAGUUUCUGCAUUGAAAAUUGGAAGUUAAAAACAAGUCGAGCUUACACGAUGUUUGUCUUUGUGCUACAAUUUUUCAUACCAUACAUCAUAAUUUCAGUACUUUAUUUCCAAAUCUACCAAGUUCUGAAAAAACGCCCUAUUAAAAGAAAGGAAACCAGAAAGAACUACCAAACAACACGAAUCUUAAUAGCAAUAACAACCACAUUUACCAUAUCAUGGCUUCCUUUUCAGAUAUUUAGCAUAGUUUCAUACUUUAAUCCAAAUAUCAGUACCCAUUUAGGGCAUGCUUACAAAUUAACAGACUUGAUUUUAAAAAUCAUUGCCAUGAGUUCAGCCUGUGUAAACCCAUUCUUAUAUGGCUGGCUAAAUGAUAAAUUCCGACAGGAAUUCGGAACAAUGUUGGGAAAACGGAUGAAAAAGAUGCAAGUGAGUAGGAAUGGGUACUUUCGUACUUCUGGACAAACUUCAAUGGAUUAUCGUACUGAACGAAACUGUGUGACAGGAAACCUCUGAUUUGAAUGUGCACAUUGCAAGGAUAGAUUAUGAACAUGAAGAGUAAUAAUUUUUCUAUUUUUUAUCUCACUGAUGAUCAGUGCAUGUGCUGCGAUAAUGUAGUUACAUACCCUGGUAAAUAAUCAAUCACUGUUGCAUAUUCACCAUUAAUGAUAAAUAAAACAUUGUGUUGUUUACUUCUUUCAACACUGAACAAUUAAUUAAAUGAAAUUUACAAAUAAAUAAACUGUAUUAUAUUUGGCAAGGAUCUCAAGGAAUUCUUCUCAGUUAAGAUUAUUCCAAAUUAUAUUCUUAGAAAAAAACUCUUCACAAAUUGCUUAAUAGCAUAUAUUCAAUAUAUCCUUUUUAUCUAAAAUUUUCACUGUUCAUGAAUUAACUGUUUGCAAUAUUUUUAAUAUUCAUCUUUGCCAGUAUGUUUCCUUAAUGGCUCAAUCAAUUGAAAAUACUAAUGAAAAUGCCACUCAAUUUUCGAUAAAAUGAAGUUGGUCAUGUGGUCAGAAAUUUUUGCAUGUAAAAAGCAAACUGUAUGAACAAUUUGGAGGGUAUAGAUUGUCAUGUUUCAUUCAAUAGUUGUGUUUCCCUGACAGAGUCUAAAGUGUUUAAUAUUUUUCUUUCUAACACAUCUAAUUAGAAAUAUAAGUAUAAGAAAUAAAAUGUCACUUUUUAGAGUUCCAUUUGGUUAUAUAUAUAUAUAUGACAUGGUUUGUACAUUAUCAAAUCUACUAUUUGAGCAUUUUAGGACCAAGCAUUCAAGUGACCAACUUUAUGUCAUAUCUCAGUUAAACUCUACAAAUGACAUCUUAUUUCUAUAAGUCAAUUUGUCUUACAGUCAGUAUGUACAUAUUAUGAUUAUUGAUCAACCUGCCUGAAACAUGUUUUGUAAAAUUGGCCAAACCUUAAGAAACUGGUCUCUAAGUCAGUAAUCUUUCAGGUACUCAGAACUUCUAUAUAAGGGAUGGAUUGUUAUAUGAAAAAUAACAAAUACUGUGAGAAAAAGAAAUUUUUGUAAUACUAUUGUGGGACAACUGUAUGAUUAUUAAAUUGGUUACUACUUGUAAGAUAUGCUGUAUUUUUUAAAAAUA